This is a messenger RNA of Guyanagaster necrorhizus, 651 nucleotides long. RefSeq lists its product as uncharacterized. Bases 141 to 476 code for a protein of 111 amino acids. The record is from RefSeq and is a predicted model, not a curated record. The transcript is spliced from 3 exons. NCBI's taxonomy places the organism in Eukaryota, Fungi, Basidiomycota, Agaricomycetes, Agaricales, Physalacriaceae.
UAAAGCAACGUUGCCUACAGGCAUGAAUAUGGCUCACGGCCAUUGUCGUCAUUCAAUUGAACCUUACGAACCUACCUGAUGAAUCACCUUCCCGAUGAUUGUACGUCCUAUCGCAAGUGACGAGCUAACGCUUGAGGAAUAUGAGAAGCAUGGUUUCUCAACUUCGAAGUAAGCGCUGGCGAUUUCUUGAUUAUGCUACUCCGAUCCGCAGCUCUGCAAGGAUUCUGCAAUUCAACCCCCUCAGAACAAAGAGGACUUGGAAGUAUACGUGGGUAUGUUCCUACGCUUCUUUUCUGGCGCCAUUCUACCUGCCAUGGACCAUUGUUCACUCGUUUGCCAUGGACGGCCCGCACUUAGGGGCAUUGGUGGUUUUUCCUGUACCUGGUAACUUACAUUUCCACUUUCGAGCGUAUCAGCACCCUCUGAAACUACAAUCAUCUUCCCUUGCCUCCAUUAUGCAUAUGACUUUCAUUUAAAUUCGCCUGCGACAGUGUUCUUCGGGUAUUUUCAGCUGAUCUAUAGACUCAUUGAUACCUUUUCUUGGAGCACCUUAGUUAUCGACGAACGUUUUUAGCCAUACCAGAUGGACUGAGGCCUUCGAGCAAUGCGAAUCUUUCAUCCUUUUCCACAUUAGGGGCUGGAGCUUUCCAA